Humulus lupulus (European hop) is the source of this 1263-nucleotide messenger RNA. RefSeq lists its product as uncharacterized. The transcript has a single exon. Bases 1 to 1263 code for a protein of 420 amino acids. NCBI's taxonomy places the organism in Eukaryota, Viridiplantae, Streptophyta, Magnoliopsida, Rosales, Cannabaceae. The record is from RefSeq and is a predicted model, not a curated record.
AUGCCACCCAAAGGCAACGGAGUUUCGGGCCCAGUUGCACAAAGCAUCCCUCCGACGGACAUGAGCGACCAGAUCGAAAGAAUGUGUCGUCUAUUGGAGGCAAGCCAGCAGCGGUCCGACGAGGCAAUCAAGACAUUAACCGAAGCCCAAGCUAGGCUCGAAGCAGAGAUUGUUGAGCUGCGCAGGUCCGCUGACACAACUCGCAACACCCAAGCCCACGAGAAUCUUGAUUCUAACAAAUCUGACGUUCUAGUCGACCGCGUUAAUUCCCCACCUCACAACAUGAACCCAGGUAACGGGCAAUCCCAAGCCAUCCCCCCAUCCUCUGGGACCGACGGGCGACAAGCCCCAACCUCUGGCACACAUGGACGGGCCGAAGCAGAGCCCACUGGACCUGCUCAGCCAACAACCGAAGUCCGGCCUCAACGCACCAUACCUCAAGUCGCACACGAUUCUCCCUCUGAAGGUCGCGUUCCCUCGAUCUGUUUCUUGGACAGUUGGAAAGAAGACAUGAUGAGGGAAAUGAUGCAGAAGUUCUCAGAUGGGCGAUCCGCCUACGCCACUAAACAUUUGGAUCUUGUAUCAAGAACCACCGAAAAAUCGCCUUUCUCGGAAUGGAUCCUGAAUGAGCCAAAGCCUCGGGACUUCGUCAUCCCUUCCCUGCCUGCAUUCAAUGGAAAGGGAGACCCGCUAAACCACCUAUUUCAAUUUCAACAAAAAAUGGCGUUAGAAGCUAAUAACGAAGCCAUACAAUGCAAAGUCUUUUCCACGACUUUCUCCGGGCCGGCUCUGUUAUGGUUCCGACAAUUAAAGGCCGGAUCACUCAACAGUUUUAGUGAUCUCCGACGGUCCUUCUUACAGCAGUACAACGCGAAUCGAGAAGCUCCCAGAACAAUGGCCGAUCUCUAUCGAAUUGAACAAGGGGAGAGUGAACAUCCAAAGGCAUACUUACAGCGUUUCAUUGACCUCGUGCAUCAAAUCCACGACAUCGACCCACUCACCGCAACAAAUCUCUUCGUCAAAAGCUUGCAGGUGGGGUCACUCUUGCAUGAGAAUCUCACUAUGACACCACCAUACGACAUGGCAGACGUGCAGACCCGAGCCGAGGGCGUCUUCAGGGUAUUAGAAUUUCGAGAGCGCGCACAGAAGAAGACUGCACUCAUCUCUGCUCCCCCAGCAAAUAAUCCUCCAUCACCUGCUAGGGAUGACAAGAGGAAGCGGAACAAAACAGAUCAUACGAAGGAAGGAAAAAGGCCAAGAUAG